Fulvia fulva is the source of this 1251-nucleotide messenger RNA. RefSeq lists its product as uncharacterized. Gene Ontology annotation, cellular component: nucleus. The transcript is spliced from 3 exons. The coding region runs from base 1 to 1251 and encodes 416 amino acids. Gene Ontology annotation, molecular function: nucleic acid binding. The record is from RefSeq and is a predicted model, not a curated record. Lineage: Eukaryota; Fungi; Ascomycota; Dothideomycetes; Mycosphaerellales; Mycosphaerellaceae.
AUGCUGACGGUGCUGCUGCGUGCUGCCGUGCCUCGAAUGCGAUGCACGACAUGGCGGGCACGUCGUUUGUUCCUUGACGUUUGCCGCACCUUGGACCAGAAUGCUUCCAACACUUUCACCUCGCGACUCGCCAUUGGCUGGAACCGACAACUACAUUCGGAGGCUCGAGGGAGCAUCCUCGGUGUUCCAACGUGCCCUCCAAUGCAAGAAGCCGUUGCCCAAACGCCACCGGAAGGCAACAUGGGCAAAGCAGAGAUCGAGGCAGCUCAAGCCAUCCUAGGCAUCACACCUACCCAACCUGGAUCGGCAAUUGGUGGCGGCGUUGUGAUUAUCUGCGUGGACUGCGAGGCGUAUGAGUUUGCGCAGCACAAGAUCACCGAGAUUGGCAUAUCUGUACUCGACACCAGGACCUUGCGAGAUCUCUCGCCAACGGAUAGCGCAGACCAGUGGUUCUCGAAGAUAGCGUCGCGUCACUUCAGGAUCAACGAGUACGCCCACCUAGUCAACAAGAAGUACAUCAAGGGCAAACCCGAAACCUUCGCCUUCGGCACGAGCACGUUCAUCGACAAGAAAGACGCCGUGCCCGUCUUGAAUCGCAUUUUCGAAGGUCCUGCCGUUACGGACACAAAUGGCGUUGCCACCAAGGUCGUUGUUAUUGGCCACGGUCUGAAGAACGACACGAAGUUCCUAUUUUCCUUGGGCUUCAAGUGGACCGCCAUUCCGAACAUAGUUCGCAGACUUGACACGCAGUCACUGGUUGGGUCGAAGAAGGACAACGUCGGACUCUCAAGAUUACUUCGAGUUCUCGGCAUCGAGGUCAAAGAGGAGCAUCUACACAAUGCUGGAAAUGAUGCAGCGUACACGUUGCAGGCUUUUGUGCUCACAGCCCUCAGAGAGCAUGCUGCUCCUGGAAGCAUAUCCGGCGCGAUUCACCAGCAGCGGGUAGACGCAGCAGCGGCAAGAGCUGUCAAGCAGGCCACCCUCGAGGCCAAAAACGCUAUCACGGAAGCUGGUGUGACAGAUCAAGACUCGACCGCGCCUAUGCUACCUCCAACGGUUGUGGAUGGUUCUGAGACCAGCAUGCAACCUUCCGCGCCAGUGACCAAGUCGAGUCACACGCAAGUGCGGUCUAUGGACGACUAUGGGCCUACGGUCAAGUCCAGGAGGCAGGAAAAGCUCAUGCGAAGAGCCGAGCGACUUGCUGCCAAGGCCGAGGAGACUCAGAAUGGUUCUGUAGAUGGGAUGUCCUAG